AUGUUCACCAGCCGCUACCUCGCCCUUACCGCGUUCUUGCUGCACGCCACCGUGCUUGUCACAGCACAGGACUACACCGAGAAAGUCUGGGGAGUUUUCGCAUAUACCAUCCACGGAGACAGCAUCCCCAAUGUUCUAGCAGAAGCUCGCCCCAGGUUCUUGUCGGACUAUGGAGCUAAUCAGCUCGCGGCCGCUGGGGCAGCUUUUCGCGAACGCUACUUGUCCUCGGGUGGAAGCAUCAACGUCUCCGAAUCCGCAAUCCAGUACAUCUCGGCGACCGUUCUAGACUCAAAAGAUGUCGAUGUGUUUGCGACGACUGAUCAAUUCGUCAUUGCCUCGGCUCAAGCGUUCAUGCAAGGUCUCUAUCCCCCGCUCGGCCAGCCGGGCAUGGCACCUUCGGAUACCACAGGCAAUAGCUCGUCUGAUAUAUCGCCUCUUCAUGGAUAUCAAUACCCUCAGAUUGUUACGCUCGGUGAAGCCGACCCACAAUCUGUCAUCUUAGCCGGACAAUCAGACUGCAGCAUGCACCAAGCCGCCGAAGCGGAGUAUCGGGACGGUGACGAUGCUCUGGAAAUCAAGGAGAUAACGAACGCUUUCUAUGCAAGACUCUGGCGAGAGGUCCUGUCAGGAGUCUAUGCCGAAUCAUCGGCCACCUAUAGUAAUGCAGUUGAUAUCUCCGACUAUAUUGAGUACGAGGCGGUCCACAACAGUACCGUUCGAAAUCAACUCAGUGAUGAUGAGAUGAGGCAGGCACGCUGGUUGGCCGACCAGUAUACAUACGCUACGAAUGGCCAGAGUGAUGCUUCUAGCCAAUCUACGAUUGGCUCUGUGAACCCUAUUGCAGGCCAGACUCUCGCGACCAGCCUGCUGCGUGCCUUUGACAUGAACAUCAAUCAGUUUGGCACACGGCAGAAAAUGACGCUGCUGUUCGGUAGCGACGAGCCUGCCGUGGCUCUUGCAUCCUUGCUUGGCCUACCGACUAAGCAGCAGCCCGAUUUCUAUUCCCGUCCGGUCCGCGGUGCAUCGCUGGUCUUUGAGCUAUACAGCUUUGAGAGCGAUGAGGUGUAUCCCACAUACCCGGGCAUUGACAACCUAUAUGUGCGCUUCUUCAUGCACAAUGGCACAAAUGCCACCGAGUUCUCGCCAUAUUCGCUUUUCGGAUACAGUCCGAGCCACGAGUACGUCGCGUACACCGAGUUCCAGAGCGAAUUGGAGACGUUUGCUGUGCAGACUACGCAAGAGUGGUGUUUCCGGUGUAAUUCAGCGGCCGUCUUCUGUACAGGGGUCCUGGAGAACGAUAGAUCAGACACGAAGGAGAAGAAAGGAAUGGCCCCAGCCGUCGCAGGUGUCAUCGGUGCUGUUGUAACGCUUGUGGUCAUUGGGCUGCUUGCGAUCUUAGGAUUCUUCAUCUGUGGUAUGCGCAAGCGUCAGGGUAGCCUCAAACCAAGGCUUGGAGGGUUCAAGGGAAAUAGCAAGCUCGCGAGUGACACAGACGUCACGUUCAGAAGCCCUAUCUGGGGCGCUUCCAAGGUCGCGAGCGCAGACCAAAACGAGGACAUCGCUGGCGGUAUCAUCGUGCGCGGUAACGAGCGAUUGGGAAGCUGGGAAAUGGGCCAGCAGAAGGAGGCUGGAGACGUUGAGUCGACGAGUCAGCGUCACGUCUCGAGGCUGGAGGAUGAAAAUGAAGACGAAUGGCGCAUCCACAGUGGCCUCCAACCUGUGAAAGUUCGAGAACGUGUUUGA
Molecule: messenger RNA, 1743 nt
Organism: Penicillium canariense
Lineage: Eukaryota; Fungi; Ascomycota; Eurotiomycetes; Eurotiales; Aspergillaceae
Exons: 1
Coding region: 1-1743 (580 amino acids)
Biological process (GO): dephosphorylation
Molecular function (GO): phosphatase activity
Source: RefSeq, a predicted model, not a curated record